Molecule: messenger RNA, 407 nt
Organism: Clunio marinus
Lineage: Eukaryota; Metazoa; Arthropoda; Insecta; Diptera; Chironomidae
Source: the annotation of a GenBank genome assembly
AGAAAGAGAACAUAAGUGUGCAUCAGUCUGUGAAUGCACUUGAUUAAAUAAUUGCAAAAAAAAUUACUUCAAUUACACGAUCGCUGACAAGCAGCUACAAAAGUUGUAUAAGUUUAAUGGAUUUUUAUAAAAAAUUAAGUUGACUUUGAGACUUCCAACACGACAGCCGAACUGGAAGCAAAAUGGAUAAACAUCUAUAAAGACAGGCAAUCAUCGAUGAGAUGGUGAUGGUUCGAAAAAUAAUAUUUAACAAGCAAAAAAAUAUCAAUGUGACUCUCACGUCCACCCCCACAACUCAAGCAUGAGAAAAGAAUGAAAAAUAAAACAAUUCUUUGUGUGGUUCUUAUUCUUAUUUCUUUUUCAUUCUUGAAGCGAAUCUCCUUCUAGGUACAUCGACAUCGACAUUU